Chara braunii is the source of this 1554-nucleotide messenger RNA. NCBI's taxonomy places the organism in Eukaryota, Viridiplantae, Streptophyta, Charophyceae, Charales, Characeae. The record is from the annotation of a GenBank genome assembly.
ACGAGGCGGGACCGUCUACGGGGAAGAGAAAGAAGAGAGAGGAGGGGGUGCGGCCGGGAGCGCAGAAGAGGCUGAGACAAAAUACGAUCACGGAGUCAUACUCGUCACAAUGGCAGAUGGAGUUCAAGAAUAGGUGGCUGAGGUUUGUCUACAGUCAGCGUCUGGCGUUCAACAUCUUUCGGAGCGAGCCGUGGUUGGACGUCGUCCGACACUUCAGGGAAUUGUCGGGGCCAGUGAACGUUUUGUGGCCUUCGGAGAAUGAGAUUGCGGACAUAGAGACAGUUGUCCGCAUGGCGAACGAUGUGGCGGCUGAUCUCGCGGAGGUCAGGGCUCGUUUCUAUGUCACGGGGGCCACCAUCAUGUCGGACGGUAGGAAGUCACGCGAUGCUAGACCCAUCGUUAACUUCCUUCAAGUUGUCGGCGGGUCGCGUGGGGUGUUUGAUGACUUCCCUUCUAGGCGGGUGAACGCCAUUUGCACUGACUCUGCCUCGACGUACGUCGCCGCGACGAACAUGCUCCAGGGGCCUGAGCAGAGGCCAGAGGAUCGACGGAUCACGUGGCUCCCAUGUGCGGUGCAUGUCUGCAACAAGAUGUUGUCAGACAUUCGCUGUUUGAGCUCGUGGUCCAAGGACAUCAUCGUGCGGGGGAGAGUGGUGGUGCGCUUCAUUAAGGACCACGGCGCCACUCUUCAUAUCUUCAGGAGGGAGAGCACGCAGAUGGGUCUUAUUUAUCCGUGCGAGACAAGUUUCGCAUCCGUGUUCGCGAUGAUGGAGCGUUUGCUGGCAAUGAGGUCAGCGGAAAGGACGGUGGACGACGAUAGUUGCGGUCCUUGGGACCAUUCCGUUCGUCAGUUGGCUAGGUGGGUCUGGUGGCAGGUGCGACAUGGCCCUUGGUGGGAUUCCAUGAGCAUCCUUGUCCAUAUUAUGGAGCCUGUGUAUGACAUGCUGCGCAGGUUGGACCGUGGAGGGUUGCACAUGUCGCGGGUUGUUCAGUGGACGCAGGAUGUUACCCGUGAGGUGGCACAGGAGGUUCGUACACUUCCGGCGGAUUCUGCACACUUCAUUGUGAAGAAGGUGCAGGCUCGGUGCGCUCACAUGUUGGAGCCGGCGCACGCCGCUGCUCACCAUCUCUGUUCUAGCCGGCGGGACUUGAGGUACUACGAGGGCGUAGUCAACGACUGCGACGCGAGCUUAGUGAGGGAGGUGGAGGUCUACAUCUUGUUGCAGAUAGGGUUCAAUGUAGCGAACCCCGAGUACGAGACGGCAUGUGCGCAGUUGGGCGACUUUCACAUACGGAGGGGGGGGAUUGCAUCCGGGGGAAGGGACGGAGACAGGGAGGCACAAAGGUGCACCGGUGAUGUGGAGACAUACGAGGCCAGGUGUUGGUGGUCGAAGUGGGGACAGUGCACCCCACAAUUGCAGGUUAUCGCUCUUCGUGUUAUGUACAUGAGGACGUGCUCCUUUCCUGAGGAGAGGAAUUGGGUCGUCCACAAGGGUGUACAGACGAAGUAGCGUAACCGUCUUGAGUUUGAGAAGGUUGCGAAGUUGGUUGAGA